Messenger RNA from Lactuca virosa, 3048 nucleotides. The record is from the annotation of a GenBank genome assembly. Lineage: Eukaryota; Viridiplantae; Streptophyta; Magnoliopsida; Asterales; Asteraceae.
AUGAGUAAAGAGAAGCUUGUAGUGGAAGUGCUGGGGGCCCACAACUUGAUGCCUAAAGAUGGAGAGGGUUCUUCUUCUGCCUUUGUUGAAGUUGAGUUUGAAGGUCAAAGGCAAAGGACUCAAGUCAAAUACAAAGACCUUAACCCUGUUUGGAAUGAGAAGCUUGUGUUUCAUGUAAACGACGUCGCUGACCUCCCUUACAGAACCAUUGAAGUCAACGUGUUUAACGAGAAACGGUCAAACAACAGCCGGAAUUUCUUGGGUAAGGUUAGGGUCUCCGGCACCAGCAUUGCCAGGGAGGGCCAAGAGGACCUCAUUCCACAGCUUCACACGCUUGAUAAAAGGAGCCUUUUUUCUCACGUGCGCGGGGAGAUCACAUUCAAACUCUAUUUGUCUGUAAAAGAGCAUGUCAAAGGUGGUGGUGGUGGGGUGGUGGUUUCUGGUGGGGUUUCCAAGAAAAGCAACAAGUUUCAGCAGCAAAAUGCCAACACGGUGGUUCAGAACCACCAGCAAAUGGGUGGGGCUGGCGGUGGGGGUCAGGAAAACAAGAAAAUGACACAUCCGAACCAGAUGACCAACAAACCCGACCCGAACCAGGGUGACCUCAAGCCAGUUGUCAUCACUUCCAUCCCGGGUCCACCCAUCCCCGCCAUGAACGUGGCUGUACCAGGUGGCGGUGUUGGUGGUGGGGGCGGCGGUCGUGUAGGGUUGUUUUCCGGUGGGUCAAACGAGUACUCCUUGAAAGAAACAAAUCCGCAUCUUGGUGGGGGUUUGUUGAACAAAGACAAGACAAGCUCAACCUAUGACCUGGUGGAGCAAAUGCAGUAUCUUUACAUAAGGGUGGUGAAAGGCCGUGAAAUCCCGGUGGUCGGUGGCGGAGAGCUGGUGGCGGAGGUGAAACUUGGAAACUACAGAGGAAUCACAAAGAGGGCUGCUUUGAACAACGCAGAAUGGGACCAAGUAUUUGCAUUUUGCAAAGACACGAUACAAUCAUCCAUGGUGGAAAUAUAUGUGAAGGAGAGAGACAAAGAUGAUUUCUUGGGUCGUGUUUGGUUUGACCUGAAUGAAGUCCCUAAAAGGGUCCCACCAGACAGUCAACUGGCACCACAAUGGUACAGAAUGGAUGAUAAGAGAGGGGAGAGAGGGAAAGGUGGAGAAGUUAUGGUAGCAAUUUGGUUUGGGACUCAAGCGGAUGAAGCUUUCUCAGAGGCAUGGCAUUCAAAGGCUGCGAACGUGCAUUUAGAUGGGCUUUGUUCAAUUCAAUCCAAGGUAUAUCUUUCACCUAAACUAUGGUACUUAAGGGUUUCCGUGAUUGAAGCACAAGAUGUCGUUUUGGGUGAAAAAGGGACAUCUUUAAUGAGGUACCCUGAGCUUAAUGUCAAAGUACAAGUCGGAAACCAGGUUUUAAAAACCCGGGUCGCCCCGGCCAUGGCCAAUCGCAGCCUCUCAAACCCGUUUUGGAAUGAGGACUUAAUGUUUGUGGUGGCCGAGCCGUUUGAGGAUUAUGUGAUUUUUUCUGUGGAGGACCGGGUCGCCCCGAACCGUGAGGAGGUUGUGGGUCGGGUCAUGCUUCCGGUUUCGGUUAUUAACAGGAGGUUGGAUUCAAAGGAAGUGGCUUCAAGGUGGUAUAAUCUUGAUGGGCAUUCGAGUAACCCGAAUGAGUCAAAAUCAGUUGUUAGGUUUGCUUCUCGGAUCCAUAUACGGGCCUCACUUGAUGGUGGGUAUCAUGUGCUUGAUGAAGCUACAAUGUAUAGUAGUGACGUUAGGCCUACAGCUAAGCAGCUAUGGAAGCCUCAUAUCGGUGUUCUUGAGAUGGGUAUUCUUGGGGCUUCUAAUCUUAUGCCAAUGAAGAUGAAAGAAGGUAAAGGCGGGUCCACGGAUGCUUACUGUGUGGCGAAAUACGGCCAGAAAUGGGUCAGGACCCGAACCGUUGUGGAUAGUUUGGCUCCGAAAUGGAACGAGCAGUACACCUGGGAAGUUUUCGAUCCGUGCACGGUGAUCACAAUUGGGGUUUUCGACAAUUCGCGGGUCGAUAAGAACCCGACUGGUAAUGGGGCGGGCACACGUGAUUCACGGAUCGGAAAAGUCCGGAUCCGGUUGUCUACACUUGAGUCAGACCGGGUGUACACCCAUGCAUACCCGCUAUUGAUGUUGCAUCCUUCUGGUGUUAAGAAAAUGGGCGAGCUUCAUUUGGCUGUUAGAUUCUCUUGUGCUAACAUGCUGAACAUGCUUCACAUGUACACAAUGCCUUUACUACCUAAGAUGCACUACGUACAGCCUUUGUCUGUGAGCCAGUUAGAUAGCUUGAGGUACCAAGCCAUGAAUGUGGUGGCUUCGCGGCUGAGCCGAGCCGAGCCGAGUCUAGGGAGGGAAGUGGUGGAGUACAUGCUGGAUCAUGAUUCUCAUAUGUGGAGCAUGAGGAAGAGCAAAGCUAAUUUCUUCCGGCUCCAGAGAGUGUUGGGUUGGCUUGUGUUCGUGAACCGGGUGAUUGAUGCGAUGAGGAACUGGAACAUGCCGGUUUACUCGAGCAUGUUUGUGGUUACUUUUAUGAUUCUGGUACUGAUGCCGGAGCUUAUUGUGCCAUCGAUUCUGUUGGGGUUUGCGGUUAUUGGACUAUGGAAAUACCGAUUACGCCCCCGGUACCCACCUCACAUGGACACACGCCUGUCGUAUGCGGAAAGCGUUCACCCGGAUGAAUUAGAUGAGGAGUUUGACUCUUUUCCAACGAGCAGAAGCGCAGAGGUUGUGAGGAUUAGGUAUGACAGGCUGAGGAGUGUGGCGGGGAGGAUCCAGACGGUGGUUGGUGACAUGGCGACUCAAGGGGAGAGGUUCCAGGCGUUGCUGAGCUGGCGAGACCCGAGGGCGUCCUUCUUGUUUGUGGUGGUUUGUUUCUUUGCUGCUUUUGGGUUUUACUUGGUGCCAAUCAGGUGGGUGGUGGCGAUUUGGGGAUUGUACUUUCUGAGGCCACCCAGGUUCAGGAACAAGUUGCCAUCCAGUGGUGUUAGUUUUUUCAAGAGGCUGCCUACAAUGGCUGAUAGCAUGUUGUAG